This is a messenger RNA of Penaeus monodon (black tiger shrimp), 2730 nucleotides long. RefSeq names its product regulatory-associated protein of mTOR-like. The transcript has 10 exons. Gene Ontology annotation, cellular component: cytoplasm; TORC1 complex. NCBI's taxonomy places the organism in Eukaryota, Metazoa, Arthropoda, Malacostraca, Decapoda, Penaeidae. The record is from RefSeq and is a predicted model, not a curated record. Gene Ontology annotation, biological process: TORC1 signaling; regulation of autophagy; cellular response to amino acid stimulus. Bases 111 to 1574 code for a protein of 487 amino acids. Gene Ontology annotation, molecular function: protein binding; protein-macromolecule adaptor activity.
ACGUGCAUAUGUCACCAGUGGAGUGAAAAGGACAGCAAUCAACUCAUUCUAUAUCUUCCCUAGGUGCAAGCAAUGUCUUUUCAGGGGUCAGUACUCUGUCUUAUAGUGGAAUGUACUGCAAACUGUGGCAGACACUCAUUACACUGGAACGAGAUCCAUUCCCUGCUGUAGCCUCAAUGGCAAAGACAGUAGUAGAUUAUGUUAGAAGCAAAGUUGUAACUGGCUCAAGAGACAUAAUGGAACAAAAGGUAGAAUCUGCUCCAGGUACCCCAGUCAAUAAACCCAUUUUCUUGCCUGGGGAAUCGCCUCCAUCAACCAUAGAGACCUCUACACCAACUCGCUCAAGAUCAAGAAACCAUUUAAAUAACCAUAGUGAAGAAAAUGAUAAUGGCUUCAUGAAGCCAUUAGUAACAACAGAGUUUGUGGAGUGGAGUGCCAAGACCUUUAUUCUUCCACGCCAAAAAACAAAUGAUGAAUUAAAUUCCCCAUCCUCACCACUACAUGGUUACUCUGAUAGAUCUUUAAAUUCACGUCUGCUAGCUGAGUCAGAAGAACGACGUAGUGUUGGAACAAACAAGUUAGAUGAUCAGGUGUUUGUACAUCGUAAUCCAGGUCCUCCAGCUGUGUUACUAUUUCAUCCAAUCCAUCCACUUCUUACUGUUGCAGACAAGAGUAAUGUGACAAUAUGGGAUGUUGAGCGCAGCUUACGAGUGAGUCAUUGGAGCAAUAAUAAUGUAGGCUCUAGCUGCAUUUCUGCUCUGUCUGUUAUCAACUCAGGGACACCAUCUACCUAUGUAGCCACAGCUUGUGAUGAUGGCAGUGUAAGAAUAUGGAAAGAUGUUUACCAAAGCUCCCAUCAAACAACAAGGGAUCCACCAAUACUUGUUACUGCUUUCCAGGCUACUCUUGAUAUAAAUCCUGCUACAAGAGGAGCUGGUCUUCUAUUGAGUUGGGAGCAGGAUACCACAACCUUAGUUACUGGAGGUGAUUCUCGAACUGUCAGGCUCUGGGAUUUACAAGCAGAGCGUAGGACAAUGGAGUUACCGACUGGGGGAGAUAGUACAUCAUUUAUUACGGCAUUACAUUCUCACCAAGCUGGACCUUGGAUUGUGGCUGGAUUUUCUGAUGGUUAUGUUCGAGUACUUGAUCGACGCCUCACUAGUAACCGUGCUGUUGUGCGACAGUGGCGAGAACAUAGCUCUUGGCUCAUCAGUGCACAUUUGCUUAAUGCAUCACAUGCCACUACAAAAAUUAUCACGGGAGUUGUCUCUGGAGAGGUGAGGUUAUGGGACAUGAGACAGUCAAAUUCUGUCCAGGUGUGUGCUCCAAAUCAAGAGAUGACUGCUAUGGCCACCCAUGCUAAUGCUCACCUUUUUGCCACGGGGUCAGUAAAUCAGGUGAUUGGUGUUCACCAUGCAAGUGGCUCAUCAGUGAAUGUAAUCAAAUAUCAUGAAGGUUUCAUGGGGCAGCGCAUAGCACCUGUGUCCUGCUUGGCCUUCCAUCCUCGGAGAGUCCUUCUUGCAGCUGGCACAACUGACAGUUACAUCACAGUCUACGGACUGUCUCGAAGAUAGUGUAAAUUACACCUAGGUGAUGCUGUAAGCAUAAUUCAUAAAAAGGAUAGAUUGUUCCUUGAUUUUUAUCUAUUGAGCCAUAUUUUAAAGGCAUUAUGAAUGAUAAGACUCAAAGUACUUGAGAAAACCUAAUGUAGACUGUAUUUUGUGAUGAGAACAAAUAUACCAGGGAUGCAGUAGGCUUUACCCAGGAUACCUGUAGAAAUGGAAUGUAAGAAAACAUAACAUGCUUGACAAACAUUGCUGAUUUUACAUGUUCAGACUCCUUCUCGGAAGUAGAAGCCAGUGAAGUACUUUCAAGUAGUAAAUCAGCAUGUGGACUGUGUUGGUGAAAGAGUUGUGCACAUGAUAGCACACCUAUCUCAUAAACACAAUAUAGAUUUUUUUUAGUUAGAAAGUGUACAGAUUUAAUGUUGCUCAUUAAUGUAUAUAUACAACAAAUAUAUUACUGCCAGACCCAUUUGUAAUCAACAAAAUGGAGUUACUGUACAUUACAAAAUUACCUUAGUAGUUAAUGUUAAAAUAGAGACAUGGGAGAUGUAAGUGCUUUCAUUAUCAUGAGAAGGGCCUCUGUUGGAAGAGGUAUGAUAUCUCACUUUUACUCUAUAUAUUGCCCUUUUAUUUAUUAUUUUUUCUUGUUUGCUAAUCUUUCUCCUAUUUACCAUGGCAUGAAGACGAGUUCCCUGAUAUCUUUAAGAUAUUUAUAUCAGUAAAAAAUAUAUGCAAAUUGUUUUAGAAAUAAAGAAAUUGAUAGAACCCCAGUGCUCUGAGGUAUGCAUCAUCAGUUACCAGCUAUAAGCCUAAUGGAAAUAUGUAAAAGAUAAAUACAAUUUACUGUAUAACACUAUGUUGUGUGUAAGGUUAUGUGUGUGUAUGCUUAUGCCUGAUUACUGCAGGUUUCUUUUGUGUGAUUACUUAUAUGUGUCCAUGCUUGUGUUUAUUAAAGUGUGUGUUUGUGUUUUAGUGUAUAUUUGUGUGUAUGAGUGUGAUAUUGAUAAUCAGGUAAAGAAAUUAUUCAAAGAAUGAUAUUUUAGUAUAUGCUUAUGUUAGUUGGCAUCAUCAUUAGUACUGUAAUUAUCAUCAUCAUCAUAUCAGUCAUUGUCAUCAUAUCAAUCAUCAUCAUCAUUGUAAAAAAAGAUAGUAGUAGUAGUUUGAU